This is a messenger RNA of Ornithodoros turicata, 1105 nucleotides long. Its product is annotated as small ribosomal subunit protein RACK1-like. Gene Ontology annotation, molecular function: ribosome binding; protein kinase C binding; translation regulator activity. Bases 110 to 1066 code for a protein of 318 amino acids. The transcript is spliced from 6 exons. Gene Ontology annotation, biological process: positive regulation of protein phosphorylation; rescue of stalled cytosolic ribosome. The record is from RefSeq and is a predicted model, not a curated record. Lineage: Eukaryota; Metazoa; Arthropoda; Arachnida; Ixodida; Argasidae. Gene Ontology annotation, cellular component: nucleus; cytosol.
UUGACUGCGGUCCUUUUUCCCUCCAUGGUGGGCUUCGUACAGUAAGCUUUCUUCUGUGGGAAUAUUGAAAUCCAUUUUCAUCCCCUGAAAUAAUAAGUUAUCACCCGAAAUGACGGAGCAGUUGCAUCUGCGAGGCACCCUUCGUGGCCACAAUGGUUGGGUUAACCAGAUUGCCACAAAUCCCAAGUUUCCAGACAUGGUUCUUUCGGCCUCUCGGGACAAGACUCUCAUCAUGUGGAAGUUGACCCGGGAUGACACAAACUACGGAAUCCCCAAAAAACGCCUUCGUGGCCACGGCCACUUCGUCACCGACGUAGUUAUGUCCUCGGACGGCCAGUACGCCUUGUCCUGCUCCUGGGACAAGACACUACGUUUGUGGGACCUUACUGUGGGCCGCACAACGCGUCGGUUUGAGGACCACCAGAAGGAUGUUCUGAGUGUGGCCUUCUCCGCUGACAACCGCCAGAUUGUGUCCGGUUCUCGAGACAAGACUAUCAAGCUGUGGAACACGCUGGCGCAGUGCAAGUAUACCAUUGUGGAAGAUGGCCACAAGGACUGGGUUUCGUGUGUGCGAUUCUCUCCAAACAACAACAACCCAAUCAUUGUGUCGUGUGGCUGGGAUCGUGUGGUGAAGGUGUGGAACCUCACCAACUGCAAGCUCAAGACGGACCACAACGGACAUCGCGGAUACCUUAACACCGUGACGGUGUCUCCCGACGGAUCCCUGUGCGCUUCCGGAGGAAAGGAUUGCAAGGCAAUGCUGUGGGAUUUGAAUGAGGGCAAGCACUUGUACACCCUGGAUCACCAGGACAUCAUCAAUGCUCUGUGUUUCAGUCCCAACCGCUACUGGCUGUGUGUGGCCACUGGGUCCACCAUUCGUAUUUGGGACUUGGAAGGCAAGAACCUUGUGGAUGAGCUGAAGCCCGAGGUGAUCACUACAAGUGCCAAGGCCGAACCGCCUCAGUGUAUCUCGAUGGCUUGGUCAGCCGAUGGACAGACACUGUUUGCAGGCUACACCGACAACGUUGUGCGCGUCUGGCAAGUCUCCAUCGGUACUACGCGCUGAUGGAUGUUGUGAAUGGAAUAAAAAAUGAGGUGCUCCGAA